This is a messenger RNA of Labrus mixtus (cuckoo wrasse), 4409 nucleotides long. Its product is annotated as E3 ubiquitin-protein ligase NEURL1-like. Gene Ontology annotation, biological process: negative regulation of Notch signaling pathway; nervous system development. Gene Ontology annotation, cellular component: postsynaptic density; plasma membrane. Gene Ontology annotation, molecular function: ubiquitin protein ligase activity. The record is from RefSeq and is a predicted model, not a curated record. The transcript is spliced from 6 exons. Lineage: Eukaryota; Metazoa; Chordata; Actinopteri; Labriformes; Labridae. Bases 241 to 1974 code for a protein of 577 amino acids.
GCGUGAUCGGUCCACGGACAGGAGGGAGCAGCUUGAGCUCUGUGUUUGUGAGCUGCAGCCUGCACGACUGCAGCUUAAUGUGGAUGAGACACACAACCUGUCUGCUUUGGAUUUUGAUUUCUGUGAACGUGUCGGUAUAAUGCCGCUGCUGCUGCUGCUGCUGAGGACGCGCAGCUGAAACGUGAAUCUCGCGGAUCCAGCCGGUGUGAGAGGAGAGGUGAACGCACCUUGCAUCCAGCCAUGGGGGGUCAGAUCACCAGGAACACCCUCUACGAUUCUCUGAACGGCCCUUUUCCCAUCACGUCCCACCGAUGUCACCACAAACCAAAGCGCUGCCUUCCCAUCCAGCGAUGCAGGAGUUUGUCCGCCUUCCCUCUGCUCUUCCACCCCAGUACCAAAGGCUCACAGAUCGUCAUGGACAUGUCUCAGAGGACCGUCAAGAGACAGGCCAGCUUCUGCAACGCUAUCACCUUCAGCAACAGGCCUAUCGCUGUGUACGAGCAGGUUCGCUUAAAGAUCACCAAGAAACAGUGCUGCUGGAGCGGCGCCCUGCGUCUUGGUUUCACAACCAAAGAUCCAUCGAGGAUCAACCCAGACACCUUACCGAAGUAUGCCUGCCCCGACCUCGUCUCUCAGAGCGGCUUCUGGGCCAAAGCCCUGCCGGAAGAACUCUCAAAUGAGGGCAACAUCAUCUCCUUCUGGGUGGACAAGAAGGGCCGGGUGUUUUACCGAAUCAACGACUCCAGCCCAAUGGUUUUCUUCUGCGGGGUGCACGUCUCUGAACCUCUGUGGGCUCUCAUAGACGUCUACGGCCUCACCAGAGGGGUCCAGCUCUUAGACAGUGAGAUGGUCCCGCUGGACUGCAUGCGUCCUCAUUCUUUCACUGCCGCCCACCGGGCCUCCAUUCAGAGAAACGCUGAUGACCCACGUCUUUCCAUCAGCCUGUGUGACCUCAGCCUGCAGCAGCAGGAGGCAAAUCUGGAUGAAGAUGAUGAGGAAGAAGAACAGCUACAACCCCUGAGCUCCUCCUCCUGCCAUGUGCCCCAAAACUCUCAAAACUCACAGCAGUGUUCGUUGCUGCCCAGCCAUUUAGACAAUGAUCUGCACUUCCACUCGGUGCAUGGCGUACAUGUUACGGCGCUGGAUAAGCACACGGUGGCGAGGCUUGAUCACCGUGGCGACGAGAGGACCCUGGUGUUCACCAGCCGCCCAAUGCGCUGCUCAGAGACUGUGUUUGUGAAGGUGAAGGCGGGCGUCACACGGCCAGGGUGUCUUUCUUAUGGUGUGACAUCAUGUGACCCUGCCACCCUGAGGCAGAGUGAUCUCCCUUCUAAUCCAGACUCCCUGGUUGACCGCAAGGAAUUCUGGGCCGUGUGUAGGGUGGGGAUGCCGCUACACAAUGGAGACAUCUUGGGCUUUGUGGUGAACGCAGAAGGGGAAGUCAUGUUGAGCCACAAUGGGAUCAGUGCAGGGAUGCAGCUGUGUGUCGACAACUCGAGGCCUCUCUGGAUGUUCUACGGUCUGCACGGCACCAUCACACAACUCAGGAUCUUAGGCUCAUCUUCACACCCAGACCUCCGAGGCCCCUCGGUUCCCAGCUCCCCAUCCUGUACACCCAACACCCCCACAAUGUUUUGCAGCGGCAACUCCGAGGCCAACCUGAACAUGAACAUCAACCUCAAUUCAAGCCUAAAUGCCAACUACAACGCAGUCUUUUCUUCCUCUACAGGUACAACCUCAAGCUCUCCAUUCUCCAGCCAGCCAGAUUCCCCAACCUUUCAAUCCAGCUCAGGCUCUUGGAGUGACGAAUGCACCAUUUGCUACGAGAAUGUGGUGGACACCGUCCUCUAUGCCUGUGGACACAUGUGUCUCUGCUACACCUGUGGCCUAAAGCUUAAGAAGAUGGCCAAUGCGUGCUGUCCCAUCUGCAGGAGGACAAUCAAAGAUAUCAUCAAGACCUACCGGAGCACAUAGGACUGUGCAAGAUAACGGUCAGGUUCAGCUCAAGAGGUUGUCAAAGCCAUUUAGAACUUUUUAAAGGAAGACACAGCACAAGUGAAAGCCCCACUUGAAAUCUGGCUCAGGUAUGCUACAGCAGGACUUUAACUCAGUCAUUUAAACAUUUUAUAUAAGCAAUGUCUAAUCGCAUCCUCGAAAAGCUCACAGUAGUUCCUACCAGAGACCCAAGCAAUGAGAUUUAUCAGUCCAUGGAAACAGUGUGAUUCUUGGAAACAAAAUAUUUGCUACUUCAAUUAAUUGCAGAAAGGACCAAAAACACUUUGACCUAAUGUUGUAUCGUCCAGGGACUCUGAUCUGUGUGUCUAUGGAAUAGAGAGUAAUCCGAAGAGACAUUUGACCUAUUUCUUUCAGAACAAGGGAUGCUAGCUCAUGCACAAAUGCAGGCAAAAUUUGUAUCGUGCUUAGAAUUGCCAAGUGGGGUGAACCACGUAUACUUCUUGGCCAAUGGUUGAGGAGUAUGCUUUGCCGGGUAAAGUUCAACCUGGUUGAACUCCACACAACGUGAUGCAUAUUUUCUUUGAAAACAGAGUUAAUGGUUUUUAUUGGUUCCUUCACUCAUAUGGAUUGGAAAACAACAGAAGCGAUUAGUCUCCAAUGUUAUUAUGUUUGGGAAGAGAUGAAAAAGAAACAAGGUAAUAAUACCUUUGGUUUAAAUGGCUGCUUGCCAGAUAUUUCUGGGUUUAAAGUGUCAUUACAAGUAGGAAUCAAUCUUCUCAGUUUCCAAUUCAGAAAGAAAGUUAAGAUAGUUUUGUUUGAGUUUUUCUAGAGGGCAGUGAGGAAUGAGGAAAAGGACGACAUGUUUGUGUGCAGAAACUUGGUAACACUUCUAAAAGAAGCCAUUUUUAAAUUCAGAGAGAACUCUCCUCCAAAUAAAACACGAAAUAAUGACUAAACCUAAUGGAAAAUUAAAUCCUUUAAGGAUGUGUAAUAAAUGAAGUGUUUUACCAGAUUACCUGCUGCCUGUGGUAGUUCUGUUAACUUCAGGCACGGUGAGAUUGUGCUAAGGAUGAGUGUUGUCACCAUAGAAGGUCACACUCGCAGUUGAAUGAGCAUUUGAAUCAGUGAUGAGGGAGCGAGGGAGGAGGUCGGAGAGAGGAUGUCAUAUGUUUGGGAUGGAGACAGGGGAGGAAGGGCAAUUUUUGCUAUGCGUCUGCUCAUCGUUUCACACUAAGAAAGUGUUUGCUCACUCCUGCACUGCAGAUACAUGAGAAGAUUGUCUUUGAGCCUGUAAAAUGAGGGACUUGCAUGGUUUGCAUGUCCUUAUUCUUGGCAGACGUCCCAGCCAUCUCUGGCUGCAGUAACUGGAUACAAAUCUUUCAAAUUAACAUCGGUGGGCAGAGGAGUAUUUUUAAAACGCUGAAAAAAAAAGCACAUAUACGGAUAAAAUCAAACUUGUUCUCAUUGCAAGAAACCACCAUUAUGAUACAGGUGGCUUUUGUAUCUUCAGGUUUUACAUGUCUCUUUCAUAUGUACUUUAAAUAAGAAUAUCUGCUUUCAGUUAUGAUGUGUAUCAGUUCACCGUGGAAAAUUUAAGCGUGUGCUGUCAGUGACAAACAUGUAGCUUGCUAUUGUGGGACAUUGUGAAAAUUACUUUGCAUAUCAGUUUCUGAGUGCUGCUCUCCGUCAGUAAAAGCAUACACCAAGGACAUUUUCAGUUCUCAUGCAUUAUGUACUGCUUUUGAAUCAUUAAGAAGCUAUUUUCAGGUGUUAUUUUGGACUUGCUGAACAUUACUCAAUCUGUGAAGUAGUAAGUGCUGAUUUGUCGCUUUUAAAAGGUGUUGAAGCUUGUCAUCUCACCACUUUGGAGGGAGAAUUAAGCAGUUAAGUUGUACAAAUUUGAGUAUCUUGUGUGCCUUUUGAUGAGAAGUCUGGACAAAUGCUGGUGUGUGAAAGGCUCCUCACUGUGAAAACCAGGAGGAACUCUGAGGUUCAUAUUCAUCUAAAAAGUCACUGUGGUUGGGAUGUAAGCAGGUGUAACCACACAACCUACCAACGCUAAGCUGUCAUGUCUGACUAAGAAACAAACCUUUUUAGUGUGCUUAAUAUCAGUCCGUGAAUUGAUUCACUGCUGAGAUGAAAUGUUUAAGUACUGCCUUUUCCCUUCUGUCACUCAGUUUUUAAUACUGGAACAUUUUGCUCAGCCCUUAAAAGUUUUACCUUUUUUUUUUUCGUCCUCUGACCAAAUAUGACUUACAGUAUAAAAUUGUAAAGGAUUUUUGAUAGACAAAUGAUAUUGAUUGUGUGUAAGAUUACCUGUACAUUAGGUUUAUUUAUUUUGUCAAUGUUACUAUUAAAAAAGUAUCACUGUUUGUUUUUCUAUGUAUGGCUACAGCGUCCAAAAAGUGGGAUAUUGUUUAUUUCAUUGUUGUAUAAUUAAAGGUUGAAGAUAA